CCUCUUUCACCUGCCACUCAUCGUCGUUAGAAUUUAGAUUGAUCAGAUCUUCGCUAAUUCUGUAAAAUCAUCAUCACUUUUUUUGUGUGGAGAUUAUCAGUGGGAAGAAAAAUGGCGGCGAGGCAAAUGGAAGAGAUACAGAGGAAACUGGGAAUGUUGAACUAUCCCAGAGCAAAUGCUCCUGCUCAGUCCCUUCUCUUCGCCGGCAUGGAGCGCUACGCCCUUCUCGAAUGGCUCUUCUUUCGGUUGUUGGGAGAGAAGUCACCUUUUUCCCAACAAACUCUCCAAGGAGACACCAUGGAUCGCGACGAAGAGACUGCUCGAAUUCAAUAUUUAGCGGAGAUUGCCAAGUUUCUGGGUAUUACAACUACUAUAGAUACAGAAGCCAUUCAGGGACGAGGAAGCUAUGAAGACCGCACUGAAAUGCUUCGCCUUAUUGUAGAUCUUGUCGAGGCGAGCAUAUAUGCGGAUAACCCAGAAUGGAGUGUUGAUGAGCAGGUAGCGAAGGAUAUACAAUUAGUUGAUUCCAUUGCGGAGAAACAAGCUCAGAUUUUUUCAGAAGAGUGCAAGUUGUUCCCUGCUGAUGUCCAGAUUCAAUCAAUAUAUCCCUUGCAUGAUGUGUCUGAGCUGGAGACCAAGCUUGCCGAACAAUCAAAGAUACUCUUAAAUCUUCAGCAGAAGGUCGAUGAUUUGGCAUCAAAGCAUGCUUACAACCCAGAUGAAGAGCAUGCAGAGGUGGAAUCCCAAUUGCGCUCCCAUUUGGAAUCUUUUCUUGAAACCGCGAGAUCAUUCAAUACAAUAUACACCAAGGAAAUUCGUCCCUGGACACACAUGAUGGAGGUACCCCAGCUUCACGGGUUUGGACCAGCCGCCAAUCGUUUAUUGGAGGCAUACAAGUUGCUUUUAAAGUUCUUGGGCAACUUGAGGAACCUGAGAGAUUCAUAUGCGGCUCUCGCUGUUGGUUCGUCAGAAACAAUCGCUGGUGAGCCCUCCUCCGUCACGAGAAUUAUCUCGGAGUGCGAGUUCGCCUUGACAUUCUUAAAUCGUGACCUUGGAAUUCUCACAUCUUCCAUUGCUCGGGAGCGGGGCGAGGAAGUAAAUUUAAGCAUUGCUACUGGCAUUUUUGUGGUUUGCCAGAACUACUUAAUGCUUAUAAUCAUUUGUGGACAUGUGCCAGCCUAAAAGAUUGCAAUGAAGGAAACGGCAAUUCUUUUUUUUUUUUUAAUCAAAAACUGCUUAAUGCUUAUAAUUUUUGUGUACAUAUGCCAGCCUAAA
This is a messenger RNA of Morus notabilis, 1275 nucleotides long. RefSeq names its product AUGMIN subunit 7. The transcript is spliced from 10 exons. Gene Ontology annotation, molecular function: microtubule minus-end binding. Gene Ontology annotation, cellular component: HAUS complex. The record is from RefSeq and is a predicted model, not a curated record. The coding region runs from base 112 to 1182 and encodes 356 amino acids. Gene Ontology annotation, biological process: spindle assembly; centrosome cycle. NCBI's taxonomy places the organism in Eukaryota, Viridiplantae, Streptophyta, Magnoliopsida, Rosales, Moraceae.